CUUAAAACUACCUGGGGUAUUGUCUGUCGGGGAAUGGCCCUCAGCAGGCCCCCUGGGAAAAGAAGCAUUAGGAAAGAAAAUAAGGUUCCGCAAGAAAUUGUGUAGCCUUAUGUUUAGCCCUUGCCAUCCCCUAUGGAGACUCCUCUACUUACAGGAAGGAUAGCCUCAUGUAUUUGCCAGCAAAGAGGGCCUAUAAAGGAGAGACAUAUGGAUUUGAAAGCCUCACUCCGGCAACUAAGGAGUGUAUCUCUGGGCACAGGUGACUUAGACCCAUAGCCCCACCUGGUCCCCCGGAGGCAUUCCAGACGAUGACUGAACCUAGUCAGUUAAGGUACAGAAUGGUUCAUUGGUUCCUAGGUGCAUUGUCUCUCUGAGAAUGUAUGAGGCAUGGGUUUCUAGGGCUUUUUCAGCCCCUUUCUGGCACCUCGGACUGAGGCAAACACAUUGUUCUUCUAGCUUCAAGUGGUUAGGAGGUCAUGUCCCUGUAACUGUUCCACUUGAGGUGUUUCAUGCGAACAGCAAAGCAAAUGCUUCAUAGACUAUAGAUAAUUAUAGAUAAACGCAGAUGCAUAAUGGAAUAAUGUAAGAAAUUAAUCAAUAAUCAAAGGGUGUGUGGGAACAUUACGGGAAAAUCGCCAUGUUAUUUCUUAAAGGUUGAUUACACAUAGGAACGUUUUUAAAAUUAGGUAAUGUUAGAAAAACGUAGAUGACGUAUGCUACAAGGAAAUCACUAGCAAAUAUAAUGCCACGUUUGCUACAAUAAAUCAGCCAGUUCAACACACUGCUGUUGUCUGUGUCCAUUUUUAUUUUAGUUUUAGGUUUUUAUUUUAGUUUUUUAUUUUUAGUUUUUUUAAUUUUAGUUUUGUUUUAUUUUCACCGACGCUGUUCUUCCUUUGGGAACCCCUGGUUGCUGGAGCUCAUCUCCAGCAAGUGGCCCCCAAACAGGACCCAAAGGAAUGCUGUCCAUGGUUUCCUGAAGAAGAUACAGUAAACUUACAGACAUGGAAUAGAGUAGGAGAUCAGCUUAGGGAGUAUUAUACUCUCCAUGGACCAGAAAAGGAUUCAGAUUCUCCUUUGUGGAUUCUGGACAGACUCAUUAGACAUGUUCAACCCGCCACCACCUCCUCCAUCUUUCCACACAUCGACUCAACACAAGAGACGUCUAUCGGAGGAGAGCCGAGGAGGACCACUGACAUAUCGCAUGAGAGAACUUCACCUUCAAGAUGACUGGCAACCGCUGAGACCAACCCCGAUGCCACGGCACAGACUGACCCAAGCGACUCAAGACAGCAGUCCACCAGCAUGGGGCCAAAUAAAGAAACUGACGAAUGAAGCUGAGAGACUGGUUCUCAACCAAGGACUUCAACCUUCUCCUUUUACUCUUUUUGUUGCUAUACUUGCCAUUUUAGCUUGUCAGGCAAAAUGUGACAAACCGGGUACUUCUUAUUGGGCUUAUUUACCUAACCCUCCUUCUUUUCAACGGGUAACUUGGGAGAAUGAGGUUAUUCCACUUUAUACUAACAUUCCUUCUUUGAUGGGAGGAGCUCAGUCUCCUAUUCAAUUGGGACAGGCUGUUAAUACUAAAAACUUCUCCUUUUAUGGAGUUUCAAGUUCUGUUCCUAUCUGCUUUGUUAUCCCCAAUACUAUAAAGGAUGAGUCUCCCUCCAUUAAUGGCUGUGCUCCAACAUCUUAUAAGGGGGUGUUGAGAGAUUCUCCUAAUUAUGCAGUUGCAGACAAAAGACUCCUAUGGUCUCUAAUUUUGCUUUUACCUGGAGACUCUUCUCCUAAAAUGUUUACUCCUAAAGAUUAUCCAAAAGCCCUCCCUGUUUGUGCAGCAUCUCCUCCAGAGAAGGAUGACACUAAUGAGGAAUGGGCCUUUGUUAACCCUAAAAUAGGCUUCCCAAAAUGGAGAUAUUGUGCUUAUAAAAAGGAGAUUCAUAUUGUUAUUCCUGGAACAUAUUUAACUGUAAUUGAUAGAAGUUGUGCAGAUUCUUCUGUAGAUUAUAGGCUUUUCUUGGAAUCAACUAAUGUUAGAUACUCUUGGAAAAAUGAAUAUAUCCCUCGCCGCAUGCCAAUUAAUAGAUGGCAUAUUAAUGGAUGGGUACCAAGCAUCUUGACUAUUUCUACAAAAAAAGGCAGGAUAUUUUCAAUCUGAAAUAUGGCGUGUGAUUGCUGCCACAAAACUGGUUAACACUGCACAGGCCGGAAAAUCAGAGCAGAUAUCAGGUACAGGCUUGCUUACAGUCUCCAUAUGCAUUUUUAAUUUCCGGAGAUUAUAAUUCCUUAAAUAUCUCUGAGUAUGCUGACAAAUAUCAUGUAUCUUGUAUCCGCUGUAAUCUUACAAAUUGUGUUUCCCCUUUAACAAAUGUAAAAACACUGAUGAUUGUUCAGCGACCCCCAUAUUUAAUUGUUCCUGUCACUCUAAAUACUACAUGGUUUGAUAGUUAUGGUUUGCAAGCUUUGCAGGAUGUAAAUGCACUUCUUGUUCGUGGUCGUCGCUUUGUAGCUCCUCUUAUUCUUGGAAUUACAGCAUUUAUAACUUUAGCAACUUCCCUUUUGCUUUCUGCUAUAUAGCCUGAUCUCAAGAAAUUCACACAGCAACUUUUACUGAUCAAUUAUCAAAAAAUGUAUCCAUGGCUUUACCUACACAAGAAAUUAUAGAUAGAAAACUAGACUCUAAGGUUAAUGCUUUAGAAGAAGCUGUUCCCAUGAUUGGUCAGGAACAGACCUCUUUUAAGGUUCGCCUUGCCUUGAGAUGUCAUAUUGAUUUUCAUUGGAUUUGUGUAAUGCCCCUAAAAGUUAACGAAUCUCUGUAUUCUUGGGAGAGAGUUAAAAAUCAUAUCCUAGGUAUCUGGAAUCACUCAGAUUUAAAUUUUGAUUUAAAUUCUUUACAUAAAGAUAUUCGUGAGAUUAGUCAAGCUGAGGCUGAGUUUUCUGCCUCACAAAUAUCAAACACAUUUUUUUCAAAAUUUAUCCUCUUAUGUCUCUCAUAAAAGCUUUUUUACCACUAUGAUUAAAGUGGCUUUGAUUGGA
This is a messenger RNA of Neofelis nebulosa (Clouded leopard), 3033 nucleotides long. RefSeq lists its product as uncharacterized. The coding region runs from base 1046 to 2155 and encodes 369 amino acids. The record is from RefSeq and is a predicted model, not a curated record. The transcript has 3 exons. Lineage: Eukaryota; Metazoa; Chordata; Mammalia; Carnivora; Felidae.